GGUUUACAUGCCUCAUGCGAUCGAAUUGAAGUCGAAAUAUCGAUAUCGAUUCCGUGACGAAAUGUGACGUCAGAUCGACGUUGCACUAUGCGGUCGGGAUGCAGACAUAUAUCUCCUUAUCAGCAGCAAUCGUGUUCAAGGGUACACUCCAUCUAAAACAAACCAUACGCAAAACGGGAUAUGGUAUCUGGAAAGAAUCAAAUAUCGAGGAAUAUCGUCGUGUCAGGGGGUGCUCGUGGCAUCGGACGCGCACUGUCUCGCUACCUGCUGGAAGCCGGACACAGGGUCUACAUCUUCGACAUUGACGAGGACGAGCUCAAGUACACCACGACAACUCACCUUUCCCAAUACCACCGAGAAGGAAAGGUCGACUCGGCCGUGUGCAAUCUACGCGACGUGGAAGACAUUCGAUCCAAAGUCGCCACAGCCGCGAAGUUCUUCAACCAAAAGAUCGACGUUCUAAUCAACAACGGUGGAAUCGCGAGUCCCCAAUGGAGCGAAGGCAAGACCAUGGAGGACCCAUCGACAUAUAAAGAGUGGCAAGCAUACAUCGAGACGAACCUGACGGCGCCGUUCGCAAUGAGCCAGGCCUGCAUCCCGUAUAUGAAGUUCCGGGCAGACGAUGGCAACACCGGAGCACAUACCUCGCCUAACGCCGGGCCAUGCAUCAUACACAUCGGUUCAUUCCGCGCCCACCAGUCGGAUCCCAACCAGGAGGGGUACGCAUCGAGUAAAGCGGGUCAGCUGGGGUUGAUGCACUCCAUGGCCAUCUCCCUGGGUCCUCUGGGCAUCCGCGUCAAUCUGAUUGCGCCCGGAAGGGUCAAGGUUGCUCAUGAGAGUAGGGAGGGAGACGAGAAUGAGACGGACUGGGAGGGCCAGAUUAGCGAGAAGGAUGUCGAUGAUCAUCCUACGAACCGGGCGGGGAGGCCGAAGGAUAUCGCGGACGCUGCUCUGUAUCUUAUAGAGGCGGGUUUUGUGACUGGGCAAGAUAUCACAGUGGACGGUGGUGCGUUGCGAAAGAAGCGGUGAUUUCUUGUGCUUCGUGUCCGACGUUAUGUUUUCGAAAGAUGUUGUAGCUCUCCAUGAAGAUUUGGGUCAAUCAGUGCCUUGCAUAAACAGUUGUGGAACAGGUUCGUGCCUUGGAUUGUAGAGCCAAGUUCAAACGCCUCCAUUGAUCCUUGCCCACUUGCU
This is a messenger RNA of Aaosphaeria arxii CBS 175.79, 1191 nucleotides long. RefSeq names its product short chain alcohol dehydrogenase. The coding region runs from base 181 to 1029 and encodes 282 amino acids. NCBI's taxonomy places the organism in Eukaryota, Fungi, Ascomycota, Dothideomycetes, Pleosporales. The record is from RefSeq and is a predicted model, not a curated record. The transcript has 2 exons.